Molecule: messenger RNA, 1419 nt
Organism: Macrosiphum euphorbiae (potato aphid)
Lineage: Eukaryota; Metazoa; Arthropoda; Insecta; Hemiptera; Aphididae
Source: the annotation of a GenBank genome assembly
AUGGAGGAUCAAUUUACAAACAACCCAGGAGAAAACAUACAAGAGGCCGUUGAUACGUAUACGGAAACCAAUCAAGACAAGACACCGUCUCAAGAGUUUAUCACGCCAAAACAAAUUUCGAACAUUAUAAACAAACUCCCAAACGGAAAGGCACCGGGACACGACAAUAUAACCAACAAGGCAUUGAAGAACCUUCCAAACAACAUACUUACUCAACUAGCUCAUAUAUUCACAGCAUGUCUUCGGGUAGCCUACUUUCCAAAAACAUGGAAAAGAGCUAUCAUAAUCAUGAUACCUAAACCGGGAAAAAAUCACUCCAAACCAGAAAGCCAUCGCCCAAUAUCGCUAUUGCCUACCAUGUCCAAAUUAUUCGAAAAACUAGUACUGAAAUCACUACAAAAAUGUAUCAAACCACGACCAGAACAACAUGCCUUUAGAGAGGGACACUCGACGACCACCCAACUUGUACAACUGUUCAAAGAUUUAAAAAACAACAAAUCAGAAAAGAAAUACACAGCUGCAACAUUUUUGGACAUAGAAAAAGCGUUUGACCGUGUGUGGCACAUGGGUCUCAUCCACAAACUAAAUAAGAAUACAGAUCUACCAAAUUACACCGUAAAACUAAUCAAAUCUUUCCUGACUGGACGUUCCUUUCAGAUAAGAGUAGAUGACCAACUAUCAACAGAAAGAACCAUACAAGCAGGGGUACCACAAGGCUCAUGCCUAUCACCGAUACUAUACACGCAUUACAUAAAUGAUCUCCCUCUUCAUCCUCAAGUAAAAACAUCAAUAUUCGCGGAUGACACAAUGUUCCAUGCAGCCCACAGAAACAAAAGGUAUGCGAUAUCCCAUCUGCAAAAACAAAUCAAUCUAACUCUUGACUGGACCGACAAGUGGAGACUAAAAAUAAAUGCAGCAAAAACGGAAUCAAUUAUCUUCGGAGGAAAACCAACAAAAACUAAAAUAACCGUACGAAACCAAACCACAAACUGGAAAAAUAAAGUCAAAUACCUUGGGAUAACUAUCGACUCAAAAUUACAUAUGCAUCAACAUGUAAAAAUCGCAACGCAAAAAGCAAAAGGAGCAAGAACAUCCCUCUACCCAAUAUUAAACAAUAAAUCUCCUAUACCGCUAAAAACAAAAAUACAAAUAUACAACAUGUAUAUAAAACCAAUUAUCCUAUACGGCUCAGUUGCGUGGGCGCCACAAAUUAGCAAGUCAAGCCUGAAGAAAAUGGAGGUCGUACAAAACACAACAUUAAGACAAAUAACGGGCAUGCACUAUCUUACCAGAAAUGAAGCUAUCCAAAGAUCAGCAAACCUAGAACCCCUCUCAGUCACCAUAAAACACGCAACCCAGACUUUUUACUACAAGGCCUCAAUAUCAAGAUACCAACACAUACAAAAACUAUCAGCAUAA